UUUUUUUCGAUUUUUUUUUUGUUUGUAUUUUAGUUUUUUGGGGAGUUUUUAAUUCUUGUUACUAUCAACAACAAUUGAUUCAGAUCAAUUAGAAAUCACUUAGCCGAAUAACAAAUAUACAAUGGGUCAGAUACUUUCACACCCGGUGACCGAAAAACAUUCGGAAGAUGGUAAGGAUAAAUAUCUUGCUUAUGGAUUAUCAUGUAUGCAAGGAUGGAGAAUUAAUAUGGAAGACUCUCAUGCUACCAUUCUUGAUUUGUACAAUAUGAAGAAUGAUAGCGAUGACGAAGAGACCAAAGGAGAAAGUUCCAACGAAGAACAUAUAGCCUUUUUUGGGGUUUAUGAUGGACAUGGAGGAGAAAAAGCUGCUAUUUUCACUGGAGAUCGUUUACAUGACAUUAUUAAAUCAACUGAAGCUUUUAAUAAAAAAGAUUAUAUAAAUGCUUUGAAAGAAGGUUUUUUAAGUUGUGAUCAAGCUAUUCUACAAGAUUCUGAUAUGAAAGAAGAUGAUAGUGGUUGUGCUGCCACUUCUGCUAUUAUUACUCCUUCUCAAAUCAUUUGUGGUAAUGCGGGUGAUUCAAGAACGAUUAUGUCGAUAAAUGGUUUUGCUAAGGCAUUAUCUUAUGAUCAUAAACCUUCAAACGAAGGAGAAAAAGCUCGUAUUUCUUGUGCUGGCGGUUAUGUUGAUAUGGGAAGGGUUAAUGGGAAUUUAGCAUUAUCUCGUGGGAUUGGUGAUUUUGAAUUUAAAAAAAAUAUUGAUUUACCUGCUGAAGAACAAAUUGUCACUUGUUAUCCAGAUGUUAUACAACAUAAUAUUGAUUUUGAACGAGAUGAAUUUGUUGUUUUAGCUUGUGAUGGUAUUUGGGAUUGUUUAACUUCUCAAAAUUGUGUUGAAUGUGUUAGAAGAGGUAUUUAUGAAAAUAAAUCUUUAACUACCAUUUGUGAAGAAAUUAUGGAAUUAUGUUGCGCACCAACAAGCGAUGGUUCUGGUAUUGGUUGUGAUAAUAUGUCAAUUGCCAUUGUGGCUCUUUUAGAUUACUCUAAAAAUGAAACUUUAGAUGAUUGGUAUAAAAAAAUUAAUAAGAAAAUUGAAUCCCAAUUAGAACAAGAAAAAAAUAAUGAUGAUAAAAUUCACUAUGGUUCAAUUUCCGCUCCUUAUAAUGAAAUCUAUAAAGAAAUGUUUGGUAGUUUUUUCGAAAUUGGUCAACAAGGUGCAAAUAGUAAUCCUGAUCAUGGUUCUUCUUCAAAUAAUUAUUCUUCAAUGUUUGGCGGUAUACCCGGCUUACGUGGUAAUAAUUCUUCUCGCGGUAUGUCUUAUGAUGAUAAUGAAGAACCAACUUCUCAACUUGAUGAAAUUGAUGAAAAGGAUGCUGAUAAUGAUGAUCCUUCUUAUGGUGGUAAUGGUGCAAUUUCUUUACAAAAAUUAAUUGCCAGUAAUGCCAUCACUAAUGAAAAUGGAGUAAUUUACUUGGAUACUUCAUCUGCCCAAUCUUUAUUGGCUCAUUUCGGAAUGUCGGGUGUUGAUGAUGAUGCGGAUGAUGAAAAUCAUCAUAAACAUAUCGAAGAAGAAGUUGAUGACGAAGAUAAUGAUAAUGACGAUGAUCAUGGUAGUGAUAAUAGUCAAUCCGAUAAAAAUGAAGAUAAAAAUGAAGAUAAAAAAUAAUCUUAAUACCCUUUUGUAUUUUUUUUAUUAUUAUUAUUUAUUAUGUCAAUUUUAGAAAAUUUAACUUUUGGUUUCCUUAACUUCACCUUUUUCCCUUUUAUUGUUAUGAUGCUUACGCUUUCUCAAUUUCAAUUUUGUUCAUUUGUUUUCCCUAUUCUUUUAUUUGUUUUAAAACCUUUUACUUGAUGUUCAAUUGCAGAUUCUGUUCCAUCUUUCUAGAUUUCAUACUGCUCAUUUACUACUAAUCUACUCAUCUACCCAUAUACUCAUUCAGUUUCGUCUGUCUUUUUUUUGUUCAUUUUCUCCCCCUUGAUGAGUGCUCAUCUAUGAAACUACUACUUCUAUUCUCUUUUUCCUAUAUAUUAUUCUGUCUCGAAUAUAAUUGGAUCAUAUAUAAUAUCUUCUAUACAUUUUUUU
Messenger RNA from Hyphopichia burtonii NRRL Y-1933, 2080 nucleotides. It is a transcript of the gene PTC2, whose product is annotated as type 2C protein phosphatase. The transcript has a single exon. The coding region runs from base 122 to 1663 and encodes 513 amino acids. Gene Ontology annotation, biological process: protein dephosphorylation. Gene Ontology annotation, molecular function: protein serine/threonine phosphatase activity; cation binding. The record is from RefSeq and is a predicted model, not a curated record. Lineage: Eukaryota; Fungi; Ascomycota; Pichiomycetes; Serinales; Debaryomycetaceae.